ACAUUUUUACAAUGGACAAAUUUGUUUGCAAUUUGUUGGAGGAAUGUGGACUGGAGGAGUUCAAGGACGCUUUCUUAGAUGAUGAAGUGACAACAGCUGCUCUGCUGGCACUCCCUUUCAUUUUGCCAUUGGGAACCAGAAAGACGGGCAAAGGCAGGACCACACGGGCUGUCCUUGAUGAUGCAAGGCGAGCUUUCAUUGAUUUGAAACCAGUGGGCACCAACAUUCCACACUACCUAGAAAAUCUACAGCAGAAUCAGCCAUUUGCCCUUAUGUUUGGUAGUGGGGCCACAUGUGAGCAGUCCUUCGUUGUGUUUGAAAGACAGGCUGCACAGUGUAAAUCUGUCUUGCACGCAGUUGAGAUGGUGGUAAAGGCAACGUACGUCCUUUGGUGUGACUUUCCAUGGGAGCUGUCUCAUGUAUUUCAAUUCCUUGUUGAGACAGUCUACAAGAUUGAUACAGGGAAGCCUCCAUCAGCUGCGAGCAGGACAAUGCGAGCUUUUCUAUUAAAUAGUGAGCAUUGAAAGGUUUAGGAUUAACCGGGGACUGUAGCCCUUUUGUAAAUCAUACUUUUAACUAUGUGAAAUAUCACUUUGACAGGAAAGGAAAUGUUAUUUUAGAGCUAUCCUAAAAAUUAUAUGCAAUUCUGGUCCCCUUUUCUUGACUUUUAGAGCAAAAAUAAUAAUAAAUGUUACGGCAGGAUUAUAUCAGUUUAAUCAUCUUGACAAGCCCCACUGCACUACUUGUAGCUACUUGCUCCCUCUAUAUAGAAAACAAUGCCUAAGCGGUGCAUGUU
This is a messenger RNA of Strongylocentrotus purpuratus (purple sea urchin), 796 nucleotides long. RefSeq lists its product as uncharacterized. Lineage: Eukaryota; Metazoa; Echinodermata; Echinoidea; Camarodonta; Strongylocentrotidae. The record is from RefSeq and is a predicted model, not a curated record. The transcript has 3 exons. The coding region runs from base 12 to 524 and encodes 170 amino acids.